This is a messenger RNA of Danio rerio (zebrafish), 5749 nucleotides long. The record is from RefSeq and is a predicted model, not a curated record. NCBI's taxonomy places the organism in Eukaryota, Metazoa, Chordata, Actinopteri, Cypriniformes, Danionidae.
ACGCCGCCCGGUCUAGUGUAGUGGAGGAUUGCAGUGGGUUUGGGGCAGUCGAGGGUUGCCGCUUGUGUCUGUGACAUUGAGCUCGAGAAAAAGUCCUGUCGGAGCUAUGACUCGGAUACUAGAGUGUUUAAAAUCAUUAAAGCUAGAAUAAAGACAUUAUAUUCACAUUUAACGUCGUUUAAGUUGUUUAACGCGUUAGUUUCUGUCUGGAGAAGAAGUGGGUUGGUGUCGCCUCGUGGAAGUCGUGACUGUGAUGUUAGUGUGGGUUAUGGAUUAUAAAAUGUUCAUAAAACAUUGUAAACUCUCUACAUUGAGUUUACAUCUUAAGUGACCGGACACCUCUAGAUCAAAUGCUGGGAAGCUGAUCCAGCUUAUUCGAUCUUCUCUAUUUAUAUAAGCUGUUACACACACUGCCAGUGAGAUGUCUCUGGUUUUCCCGCGACCCAAUACCAGUGUGAUCGGCAAGAAGGACAAGCGACUCAUGGCUGAGGUGAACGCAUCUCCGCUCAAACACUUCGUCACUGCCAAGAAGAAGAUCAACGGCAUCUUUGAACAGCUGGGCGCCUACAUCAAAGAAAGCUCAGCGUUUCUAGAAGAAACCUACAGCAAUGAAGAGCUGGAUCCUGUUACCACAGAGGAGCAGGUGGCGGAGGUGCGGGGAUACCUGUCCAAAGUGGCAGGGAUUGGUGAAGUCCUGUCCCGAAGACACAUGAAAGUGGUCUUCUUUGGCAGGACCAGUAACGGAAAGAGCUCCGUCAUUAAUGCCAUGCUUUGGGAUAAAGUGUUGCCGUCUGGAAUCGGACACACCACCAACUGCUUCCUGCGAGUGGAAGGCACUGAUGGCAAUGAGUCUUUCCUGCUCACUGAAGGGUCGGACGAAAGGAAGAGUGUUAAGACGGUGAACCAGUUGGCACAUGCUUUACAUCAGGAUGAGGAUUUGGAUGCUGGCAGCCUGGUGUGUGUCAUGUGGCCCAAAGCAAAGUGUGCGCUGCUGCGUGAUGACCUGGUACUUGUGGACAGCCCUGGUAUUGAUGUCACAACAGAGCUGGACAGCUGGAUCGACAAAUUCUGCCUCGAUGCUGACGUUUUUGUGCUGGUGGCCAAUUCAGAGUCCACUUUAAUGCAAACAGAAAAAUCUUUUUUUCACAAAGUAAACGAACGCCUCUCCAGCCCUAAUAUCUUCAUCCUGAACAACCGCUGGGACGCAUCGGCCAAUGAGCCAGAGUACAUGGAAGAGGUGAGGCGGCAGCACAUGGACCGCUGCACUAGUUUUUUAGUGGAUGAGCUGCGGGUGGUGGAUCGCUCUCAUGCCGGGGAUCGAAUCUUCUUUGUCUCUGCUAAAGAAGUUCUUCAGGCGCGUGUACAGAAGGCCCAGGGAAUGCCUGAAGCAGGUGGUGCAUUAGCUGAAGGUUUUCAAGCCAGAAUGUUUGAGUUUCAGAACUUUGAAAGGCGUUUUGAGGAGUGUAUCUCGCAGUCAGCAGUGAAGACGAAGUUUGAGCAGCACACGACGAGAGCUAAACAGAUUUCUGAAGCUCUGCGUCUGAUAAUGGAUUCUGUGCACAUCGCAGCUCAAGAGCAGAGGAUUCAUUGCUUGGAGAUGAAGGAGGAGAGGGAGGACAGGCUGGAGUUCAUUGAUAAACAGCUGGAUCUGCUCACUCUCGACUGCAAGAGCAAAAUCAAGAAGAUCACAGAGGAGGUGGAGAAACAGGUUUCCAAUGCUAUGGCAGAGGAGAUCCGCAGGCUGGCGGUACUGGUGGAUGACUUUCACAUGGACUUCCAUCCUUCACCAGUCGUGCUCAAAGUCUACAAGAACGAGCUGCACAGGCACAUAGAGGAAGGUCUUGGCAGGAACAUGUCGGAGAGAUGCUCCAGUGCAAUAACCGUAGCUCUGCAAACCACACAGACUGACAUGAUCGACGGUCUGAAGCCACUGCUGCCUAUCACGAUUCGGGAGCAGGUGGAUAAGAUGGUGCCCAGACAGUGUUUCGCCCUCAGCUACGACCUCAACUGUGACAAACUCUGCAGCGACUUCCAGGAGGACAUCGGCUUUCACUUCUCCCUCGGCUGGACGAUGCUGGUCAACCGCUUCCUGGGCCCCAAAAACACACGUCGCGCUCUAAUGGGCUACAACGACCAGGUUCCCAGAUCCCUGGCCAUUACUCCGGUCAGCACAAGUAUGCCUCCAUUCCCUCAAGGAUCUAUGACCCAGGAAGAGCUUAUGGUUUCUAUGGUGACAGGACUGGCAUCACUCACCUCUCGGACAUCAAUGGGCAUCAUAGUUGUUGGAGGAGUGAUCUGGAAAGCAGUGGGCUGGAGGCUCAUUGCUCUGUCUGUGGGUCUCUACGGGCUGCUGUACGUGUAUGAGAGACUCACCUGGACCACCAGAGCCAAAGAGAGAACAUUUAAGAGGCAGUUUGUGGAUUACGCCAGCGAGAAACUGCAGCUCAUCGUCAGCUACACCGGCUCCAACUGCAGCCAUCAAGUUCAGCAGGAGCUGGCCAGCACCUUCUCUCAGCUGUGCCAGCAGGUGGACGUCACCAGACAGCAGCUGGAGGAUGAAAUUGGGGAUUUGAACAGCAAGAUUGAACAGCUGGACACCCUGCAGAGUAAAGCCAAACUGCUCAGGAAUAAGGCGGGCUGGCUGGACAGUGAGCUCAACAUGUUCAUUCAGCAGUAUCUUCAACAGGGGCGAUAAACUCCACAAGCCCUCAACAAGCUCCGUCGAUCUCUCUUGCAGAUCAUCUAACCCUUCAAACUUUUAUUUCAGCGUACCAAUCACAUAUUUUUCUAUUCGUUGUUCUUUCCGCCAUUGAGAGUACAGUGACACGUGCCACUUUAAAAAGAAGCUUUCUUUCGUUUGUUUGUUUUUUUUUGUACACAAGACACUGUUUCUUUUAUAUUUAAUACAAGAGUAAUUAUUUAUUCUUGACAUAAGAGGUCAUGUGACGUAGUGGCUCUCUUUGUUAGGUUGUGUUUAUAGUCCAUAUCAGUUUUCUUAAUACGCCACAGUCAAUCAAAAAGUGAGACGAUGUUUUAGACCAGUGUUUCCCAACCAUGUUCCUAAAGGCACACCAACAGUACACAUUUGCCACCUCUUCCGGUUUAAACACACCCGCAUCCACUCAUCAGAACAUUAGAAGAGACUCCAAAACCUGAUGUUAAUGGGUCAGAUAAGGGACACUUUCAAAGUAUGUUGGUGUGCCUCCAGGAACAGGGUUGGGGAACACUGUUUUAGGCUCUCACGUGCCUUGGAAUUAAUCUGAUGGUGUGUGUUUGUGUGUGUCGUACAGCUAUGAAAAUGAGGUUUUCCUCUGCAAUCUGUAUCACAGCUCUACUAUAGUAUGUUUAAUAAUGUAAACAAUGCCGUGUCUCCAUUCCACUCAAGUCUGAGAUGAGAACAUUGCUAUUGUGGGUGUCAGAUUCAACAUCAGGAUUCGGGAAGGAGGAAUUUAGCGACAAUUUAAAGGGAUAGUUCACCCAAAAUGAGCAUUUACACACUAUUUAUUUACCCUCAAGUGGUUGUAAACCUCAGAGUUUCUUUUUUUUUACUGUUAAAUGCUAAAGAUAUUUGAAAUUAAGCCGAAAACCAUUGAUAAACGUAGUAGAAACAACAAACACUGUAGAAGUCAAUGGUUACAGGUUUACAACAUUCUUCAAAAUCUCUUCUUUAGUGUUCAAUUGAAGAAAGAAACUCAUAAAUGUUUGAAAUGAGUAAAGGGUGACUGAAUUACUGAAUUUUUUUGUCGAACUAUCCUUUUAAGGCUGUCAUUUAUCCACAUGUUAACCAACUCUAUUUUAUUUUUCUCCUGUUCCCAAAGAUUUGAUCUGGCUGACACUUUUGGCAACAUUGAAUGGUUAGUUCACCCACAAAUGAACAUUUACUCACUCUUUAAGCAACCUGAAGUGGUUGUAAACCUUCAUGAGUUUCUUUUUUUUACUGUUGAAAAAGAAGAUAUUUUGAAUAAAGCUGAAAACCAUUGACUCAAAGUAUGAAAAACAAAUACUAUGGAAGUCAGUGGUUACAGGUUUCCAGCAUUUUUCAAAAUCUCUUUUGUUUUCAAGAGAAGAAAGAACUAUUUUUUUGGGUGAACUAUUUCUUUAUACUGAAGUGCAAACAAUUUUUUCAGCCUGUUUUUGAAGACUUGAUCUGCCUGACACUAUUGGGAACAUUAAAGCGAUAGUUCACCCUAAAAUGAACAGUUACUCACUAUUUAACCACCCUGAAGUGAUUGUAAACCUUCAUGAGUUUCUAUUUUUCUGGUAAACACAAAAGAAGAUAUUUUGAAGAAAGUGGGAAAACGGUAACCAUUGAUUUCUAUAGUAUGAAAAACAAAUACUGUGGAUUUCAGUGGUUACAGGUUUCCAACAUUCUUCAAAAUAUCUUCCUUUGUGUUCAACAGAAGAAAGAAACUCCUAGAGGUUUGAAAUGAGUAAAGGGUGACUGAAUUACUGACUUUUUGGGUGGACUGUCUCUUUAAGGCUGUCAGUUACCCUCAAAUUAGCAAACUAUUUUAUUUUCACCCUUUUCCCAAAGAUUUGAUCUGCCUGACACUUUUGGCAUCAUUGAAGCGGUAGUUCACCCUAAAAUGAACAUUUACUGAUUAUAUAACUACCCCAAAGUGGUUGUAAAGCUUCAUGAGUUUCUUCUGUUGAACACAAAAGAUGUUUUGAAUAAAGAGGGAAACCGGUAACCAUUGACUUCUGUAGUAUGAAAAACAAAUACUGUGGUUACAGGUUUACAACAUUUUUUGAAAUAUCUUCCUUUGUGUUCAGCAACAACAACAAAAAAGAAACUUAUAGAGGUUUGAAAUGAGUGACUGAAUGAUUUAUAUUUUAUUUUUGGGUGAACUAUGCCUUUAAAUCUGAGUUGCACAAAUUAGUGCGAACAAUUUUUUUUCACCCUGAUUCCAAAGACUUGGCUGACACUUUUGGCAACAUUAAAGGGAUAGUUCACAAGUACUAUCUAUUUAACCCUCCCUCAAGUGGUUGUAAACCUUUUCUUCAGUUGAACAAAGAGGAAAAUAUACUUUGGAGAAAGAUGAAAAGCGGUAAGCAUUGACUUUAGUAUAAAAAACAAAUACUAUGGAAGCCAAUGGUUACAGGUUUCAAACAUUUUUUGAAAUAUCUUCUUUUGUGUUCAGCUAAGUGAAGAGUGAGUGAAUAAUAGCAAAUUUGUACGUUUUGGGUGAACUAUUCUUUUAUAUACAUGCUCUUACACGCUGAUUCUAGAAUAACAACAGUUUAUACAACUGUAUAACCUGACUUAAUUAAAUCAGUGAUGUUCUGCUGCCACAUUUUAACACUAAUCAUUUGCUUAGUUGCAAUUAAUGAAUAUGAAUAUGGGAUUUAUGAAUUGGAUUGGAUGAGUGAUGCGCAUAUCAUUACGAGUUAAUAAUACAUUUUAUUCCAUCGAAUCAGACUUCACUAAUUCAUUACAGUGAUGUGCGAUCCAUUACUAACCCGUUAGUCUCUCACAUGUGUGUGGUAUAUUGUAUGGUAAGCUGUUUAGUUUGGAUUAUGACGUGUGCCAAGCGUUCCAGAAGGUGAUCUGAAGAGCUCCUGUGAUGUGCACUUUAUAAUUUGCUGCUUUCUUUGCGUUCGUUUCCUGCAGGUUCUUUAGAAAGAGAACGGCACACACUGACCUGUGUCUGUCAACAGUAAUGUAUAGAUGAGCAUGCAGACUGAUGUCAUUUAUUGUCAUUCAUUAUUACUGUUAGACGAAAUAAUAAAGUGACACUGUUAAAAUGGA